Cryptomeria japonica (Japanese cedar) is the source of this 2273-nucleotide messenger RNA. Its product is annotated as protein disulfide isomerase-like 1-4. NCBI's taxonomy places the organism in Eukaryota, Viridiplantae, Streptophyta, Pinopsida, Cupressales, Cupressaceae. The transcript is spliced from 12 exons. Gene Ontology annotation, cellular component: endoplasmic reticulum. Bases 177 to 1889 code for a protein of 570 amino acids. Gene Ontology annotation, biological process: protein folding; response to endoplasmic reticulum stress. The record is from RefSeq and is a predicted model, not a curated record. Gene Ontology annotation, molecular function: protein disulfide isomerase activity.
AAAACCCCAAAAAAUAACGGCUUUGAGAGUUGAGGAUUUAAAAAAAUUAUAGAUCUGGAAUUUUUAAUUGUCUCUGUAAACUCUUCUCGACUGCCAUAGAUUUAGACAAGGCGAUAUAUACACAGUCUCGCUGGUAUAGAAAACCAGUGUCACAAACCCUAGUAGCAUUGGCAGCCAUGGGGUCGAGAAAAAUCUUGAUCUUUGCGAUCGUGACGCUCUUGCUCAUCUGCACAUUCCAGCGGAUGCAUUGUACAGAGAAUGCCGUUAAAAAAGACGUCGAUUCCGAUGAGAUCGACGAGCUAGAGCUUCUGGAGGAUGAAGACGAAAAAACUUCUAGCAAAAUCUCUGAUAAACAUGAAGAAGAAGAAGAAGAAGCCGAAGAGGAGUUUGACAAUUUCGAUGGUGAAGAUGAGAGUGGUUAUGAAAUGCCGGCAGUGGACGAAAAAGAUGUGGUUGUGUUAAAGGAGGGGAAUUUCACCGAUUUCAUCGCUAAAAAUCGUUUUGUCAUGGUCGAAUUUUAUGCGCCUUGGUGCGGACAUUGCCAAGCUUUGGCUCCCGAGUAUGCUGCUGCUGCGACGGAUUUGAAAGGAGAAGUUGCUCUGGCAAAAGUCGAUGCUACGGAAGAAAACGAUCUGGCGGAGAAAUAUAGUGUGCAGGGGUUUCCUACAAUUUAUUUCUUUGUCGAUGGAGUUCACAAGCCGUAUCCCAGUGAAAGAACAAAAGAAGGAAUUGUUAGCUGGAUCAAGCGCAAAACUGGGCCAGCUGUCUUCAAUCUCACCUCAACUCAAGAUGCAGAAGCUCUAGUUGAACCAGAAAAUGCAAUUGCUAUUGGUUUAUUUGAUUCUCUAGUGGGCCCUGCAAAUGAAGAGUUUGCAGCAGCUGCAAGGCUAGAAGAUGAUGUGCUCUUUUAUCAAACUACAAGUGAAAGUGCAGCUGCUAUUCUCAAGAUUGACCCAAAAGCAAAACGCCCAGCACUGGUACUGCUGAAGAAGCAACCAGAGAAAGUGUCGCAUUUUGAUGGAAAGUUUGAGAAAGAUGCCAUAUCAGAAUUCAUCUUUGCAAACAAGCUCCCUCUAGUGACAACCUUCUCCAGAGAAAGUGCUUCUUUGAUAUUUGAGAGUCCUGUAAAAAAACAAAUCCUGCUAUUUGUACAUACAAAGGAUGUUGAAAAGACCAUACCAGUUUUUCAAGAGGCUGCAAAACUUUUUAAGGGGAAGAUUAUCUUUGUCCAUGUUGACUGUGAUAAUGAAGAUGUUGGGAAACCGGUUAAGGACUACUUUGGUGUAACAGAAGAAGAACCCAAGGUAAUGGCAUAUACUGCAUCUGACGAGUCCAAGAAGUAUCUGCUUGAAGAUGAAAUAAAUCUGAGUACUCUCAAGGCUUUUGGAGAAGGUUUCUUGGAAGAUAAGUUGAAGCCUUUCUUGAAGUCUGAUCCUGUACCUGAAAAGAAUGAUGGCGAUGUGAAAAUUGUUGUUGGCAAGAACUUUGAUGAAAUAGUACUGGAUGAGUCAAAAGAUGUACUUUUGGAGAUUUACGCACCUUGGUGUGGGCAUUGCCAAUCAUUGGAGCCUAUAUAUGAGAAACUUGCAAAGCACCUUAGAGGAGUGGAAUCUCUAGUGAUUGCUAAGAUGGAUGGCACGACCAAUGAGCAUGCUCGGGCCAAGUCCGAUGGAUUUCCAACAAUUCUUUUCUAUCCAGCAGGAAAUAAGAGUUUUGAUCCUAUUACAGUUGAUACAGAUCGUACUGUCAAAGCCUUAUACAAAUUUCUGAAGCAAAAUGCAGCCAUCCCAUUCAUGUUGCCAAAGAAAAGCAAUACAGAAAGUGCAAAAUCUUCCUCAGUUAGUAAAGACAAAAAUGCUGCUGACGACCAACCUAAAGACGAGCUAUAAGCUUAUAACUUAAUCUAUCAGUAUUUAUUGACACAAAUAUUCCGACAAAGUGAGUCCAACCCUGAAAUGUUGUUUCAUUUGGGGAUAGAUUGAAGCAAAAUUAUCCACUACAUUCAAUCAAAAGUCACCGAUUUGCCACUAAGUUUUGAAGAAGGUAGAAAUGUUUCUAGGGCACAAUUUUCCAUGGGAGUUUCCCAAAGUUUAUGUUAUGAACGCAAUGUGUCAAGCAUAAAGUAUUUUGAAUUAAUAAUCUACUUAGAAGCCAAUCAAGUGCAACUUAAGAUAUCACAAAAUAAAACAGAGAUUUUGACAUGAGAUUUGACGUAACUUUGAAAUUUUACCAUAGUAUCUUCAAUACCAGAUAGUUUAGAUAAUUUAUUGAGA